Messenger RNA from Ochlerotatus camptorhynchus, 396 nucleotides. RefSeq names its product ejaculatory bulb-specific protein 3-like. The record is from RefSeq and is a predicted model, not a curated record. Lineage: Eukaryota; Metazoa; Arthropoda; Insecta; Diptera; Culicidae. The transcript has a single exon. Bases 1 to 396 code for a protein of 131 amino acids.
AUGAAGAUCUUCGUUGCUACUCUGGCCCUGCUCGUCACCAUCGUCGUGGCUCAGGAAGAAGCCGAAAAAUAUACUUCCAAAUUCGACAGCAUCGAUGUGGAUGAGAUCCUGAAGUCAGAUCGGCUGUUCAAGAAUUACUUCCAGUGCCUGUUGGGCGAGGGCCGUUGCACACCGGAAGGCAACGAACUGAAGCGUGUCCUGCCGGAUGCUCUGGAGACGGCCUGUGCCAAGUGCAGUGACAAGCAACGCAGCGCUGGGGUCCGUGCCGUCAAGUACCUGAGUGAGAAUCGACCGACCGAGUUCAAGGCACUGCGAGCUCGCUUCGAUCCCGAGAACAAAUACAUCGAUCAAUACGUUAAUGAUGCCGAAAAAGAGGGAAUCACGCUGAAUUUGUAG